Messenger RNA from Sesamum indicum (sesame), 1267 nucleotides. Its product is annotated as Ubiquitin-like superfamily protein. Gene Ontology annotation, molecular function: protein binding. The record is from RefSeq and is a predicted model, not a curated record. Gene Ontology annotation, biological process: mRNA splicing, via spliceosome. Lineage: Eukaryota; Viridiplantae; Streptophyta; Magnoliopsida; Lamiales; Pedaliaceae.
GAUUAUGUUAAGAGUGGUGAGUUUUACAUUUGGCUCUGGUUGAACCAACAAGAGAUAGACAGUGUCUCUGCAAUGGCUCGACGAUUUCUUAGUAUGAGUUUUGCUUUGAGCGAAACUAACGUCAGACCAAAAGUGUGCCCGCAAUAGCUUGAGCAUUGAUGAAUGCCCAGUUAUGAAUAACUGUUCUUAAGGUUUCAGCCAAGCUCAAGUUUAUUUCAAUUUUCUUAAGUGGGGAUUAACCACAAAUUUCCUGCAGUUGUACAAAAUAUUAAUCAUUAUCAUAUGUACAUAUAAAAUGUGAAGACAAGACAUUUUGGCAACGAUUCAAAUCUAUAUCGGAGUCUCUCGAGGAUUGGGCAUGCGCUACUGAAUCCCUAUAGCUGACUUAUGCCAAGCUACGUGGGGCUCAAAUACAUAUAUCAGGACCUAAGUUCUACUCAACCAAAUAUUUUGAGGCGUGCCGUAGUCGAAUUCGUUGUGAAGAGGGAUGGAUGCAUUAACCGACGAUAAGAAGGCGGGGGAGGCUGGUACCAGCACUACCGCCGCCGUAGACACCCCACCGGAGUACAGUAAUAGCAGCGUAAAGAAGGCUAGAUUACAAUCAACACUGACGGCACUUCUCACUGACCCAAUUCUCGCCGACGUUCCAAAGAAACCGUCGCUGUCCGACGUGGACACUCUCAUCAACUUGGAGCUCGGCAGCGCCAUGCGCAUCACCGUCCUUAAGUUGGACGGCACAUCCCUCGAGGUGGCUGUGAUGAAUUCUGCAACAGUGAAAGACUUGAAAUUAGCAAUUAAGAAGAAAGUGAAUGACAUGGAGGAGUCACGGAUGGGUCAUCGUCACAUUUCUUGGAAACAUGUAUGGGCAAACUUUUGCCUUUCAUACCUCAAUGAGAAGCUACUUGAUGACAAUGCUGCACUUCAGCAUUACGGAGUGAGGAACAACUCUCAGGUGCAAUUCGUUCCUUAUGUUGUUGCAAGAGCUUCUCGAAAGCAUUCUAGGAGGAGAAAGCACCGAUUCUUUCAUGGUCUAAACAGAAAAGCUUGAACAAGAAAUCCGGCACACCUCAAUUUGGGUAACCGAUUGUAAUUACUAACAGAUGUGGCCAAUUAAUUGCCUCUCUAAACUUUUGCAUCUUUUAUGCUUUUUAGAGAAGUAAAAGUUAACAAAUUCGGAAUGUAUACCUGGACUAGAUGUAUUAGUUCUGUAAUUCUGGCUUUCCAGUUUCAUUGCUGCACUUUCUGUAGAAUAUCUUUUUCUCUGUUU